Messenger RNA from Cyanistes caeruleus (blue tit), 888 nucleotides. Lineage: Eukaryota; Metazoa; Chordata; Aves; Passeriformes; Paridae. The record is from RefSeq and is a predicted model, not a curated record.
UGCCGCGUGCUCAGGGCAGAGCCCUGGGUGCUCGGGGCGCUGGGGACAGCGGCUGUGACACGUGGGUGCCCUGUGCAGGGUGCUGGUGGCGCUGGCACCUAAGUCCUGCUGGCUGCAGGAUGGGGGAGGGUGCUGGUGGCACCAACUUGUGAAGGUGGUGAUGCCAGCAGCUGUGUCCCUUGAGCUGGCAGCGCUGGUGACAGCAGCCUUUUCUGUCAUUCUGCGAGCCCCCCGCCCUGGCACCACUCUCUGUGUCCCCCCUGGCGGUGUCCCCACGGCAGCGGGGCGAGUUUGGGGGUCCCCACGGCAGCCCUGAGCCCGUGUCCCCUCCCCAGCGGCGCGGCAUGAAGGGCAAGGCGCGGAAGCUGUUCUACAAGGCCAUCGUGCGGGGCAAGGAGACGCUGCGCGUGGGCGACUGCGCCGUGUUCCUGUCGGCCGGGCGGCCCAACCUGCCCUACAUCGGCCGCAUUGAGAGCAUGUGGGAGUCCUGGGCCAGCAACAUGGUGGUCAAGGUCAAGUGGUUCUACCACCCCGAGGAGACCAAGCUGGGCAAGCGCCAGAGCGACGGCAAGAACGCGCUGUACCAGUCGUGCCACGAGGACGAGAACGACGUGCAGACCAUCUCGCACAAGUGCCAGGUGGUGGGGCGGGAGCACUACGAGCAGCUGACGCGCGGCCGCCGCUGCCAGGACCGCCAGGACCUCUAUUACCUGGCGGGCACCUACGACCCCACCACGGGGCGCCUGGUGACCGCCGACGGGGUGCCCAUCCUGUGCUGACCCCCGGGGUGCCCACCCUGUGCUGACCCCGCCCUGCUCUUAUGCAAAGGGUGACAUUUGGGGACAUUGGGGGCACAUCAGGGGACGUGGUGGGGGAGGGGGGCUCCCC